Messenger RNA from Sporothrix brasiliensis 5110, 1029 nucleotides. RefSeq names its product sterol 24-C-methyltransferase. Gene Ontology annotation, biological process: ergosterol biosynthetic process. NCBI's taxonomy places the organism in Eukaryota, Fungi, Ascomycota, Sordariomycetes, Ophiostomatales, Ophiostomataceae. Gene Ontology annotation, molecular function: sterol 24-C-methyltransferase activity. The transcript is spliced from 3 exons. The record is from RefSeq and is a predicted model, not a curated record. The coding region runs from base 1 to 1029 and encodes 342 amino acids. Gene Ontology annotation, cellular component: endoplasmic reticulum.
AUGCCUGCAGUCAAGCAAGGCCUCGAGGCCGAGAAUCACCAGCGGGAUGCUGCUUUCAACCAGGUUCUGCACGGCUCCUCGGCGCAAGCAAAAGGCGGCAUCUCUGCUAUGUUCACGAAAGACCGCGAGGCGAAGAAGCUGGCGGUAGACGAGUACUUUAAGCACUUUGACAAUAAGAAGGCUGAGAACGAGACAAAGGAAGACCGCGAGCCUUUUUACCAAGCUAUUGCACGGCACGAGCACUACCUGGCCCACAAGAUUGGCAUCAACGAGGGCAUGAAGGUACUUGACGUCGGCUGUGGUGUUGGUGGUCCGGCACGCGAGAUUGCCAAGUUUACGGGUGCCCACGUCACGGGUCUGAACAACAACGACUACCAGAUCGAGCGCGCCACGCACUACGCGGUGAAGGAGAAGCUGUCUAACCAGCUGAAGUUUGUCAAGGGCGAUUUCAUGCAAAUGUCGUUUCCGGACAACUCGUUCGAUGCCGUUUAUGCCAUCGAGGCCACGGUCCACGCCCCCCGGCUUGAUGGCGUUUAUGGCGAGAUUUUCCGGGUCCUGAAGCCUGGUGGUGUUUUUGGCGUGUACGAGUGGCUGAUGACGGACGAUUAUGACAACGACAACGUGGAGCACCGCGACAUUCGGCUGGGUAUUGAGCUUGGCAACGGUAUUUCCAAUAUGUGCAAGAUCUCCGAGGGCCUGGAGGCGAUGAAGACCGUUGGGUUUGAAAUUCUGGAGCACGAGGAUCUGGCAGUGCGCGAUGACCCUCUGCCGUGGUACUGGCCUCUUUCGGGUGAGAUGAAGUAUCUGCAGACGUGGGGCGACCUGUUCACGAUCUUGCGCAUGACGCAUACGGCCCGUUUCUUCUUGCACGGCUUUACGGGUCUCCUGGAAAAGGUUGGCCUUGUUCCGGCUGGUACGCGGAAGACGGCUGAUGCGCUCGGCACCGGCGGUGACUGUCUUGUUGCGGGCGCGCGCGCGAAUCUUUUCACGCCGAUGUACCUAAUGGUCGGACGCAAGCCCGCAAACUGA